AUGAGGCUCUCUUGCCUGUUCCUAGGCAUUGCUCUUUUAACGCUAAGUGUCAGGGCACUAAAACUGGAGCAACAGCAGCAACAUCAGCAGCAGCAGCAGAAGGAUUUGAGCCACAGUAGGUGGGACGACCACUUGCAUACGGAUCUUCGUCCACAUCGACGCAAUAAAAUCUCCGACUCCAGAACCCGGACUCAGAUGCGAAGGGAGAAAAACAGGCGACCCACCACCAGCCAGGAGGAGGCGGAUGAGGAGGAGGGAACCGACUGGAUCGACGUGGAUAUCAGCGAUGGUGAUGACCAUCCCAAACUGGCUCUGCAUCUUGCCACAGCGAUCUCUGCUCCCCAUGAUAUUUUCACGUGCUGCAACCAGGUCUUUGGCUCAUGUCGCACAGCAUGCGAGAACAUAUCUUUGAUUCAAUUGGAGUCUACCAAUGCACGCGAGGAGCCACGCACGGAAUUGAGAAAGUAUUGUGAGGUGCAUCAACUAGAUUUUUGGAGCUGUGUGAAUCGCACACUUGAAGCGGUUGACAGAGGUAAAUCAUGGUCCGGCCGUCGAUGCUGCCAAGUGGCCGUUCUACCAAAGUGCAAAAACUCCUGCGCAACUGCGGCGGCCAGCAACGAGCUGAUUGAAGUCUGCCGGCGCAGCGAUGAGCAAGUGCUCUACGAUUGCUUUGAGCACCAGGAGGCAGCUGACAGUUGCUGUGGGAAGGCGCGCACCUCUGAGUGCCUGCAGGUAAUUAAUAUGCAAUAAAUAAGACGCAAUGCCU
Messenger RNA from Drosophila navojoa, 766 nucleotides. RefSeq names its product Reversion-inducing-cysteine-rich protein with kazal motifs (gene Reck). The record is from RefSeq and is a predicted model, not a curated record. Gene Ontology annotation, biological process: extracellular matrix organization. Gene Ontology annotation, molecular function: protein binding; metalloendopeptidase inhibitor activity. Gene Ontology annotation, cellular component: plasma membrane. Lineage: Eukaryota; Metazoa; Arthropoda; Insecta; Diptera; Drosophilidae.